Zootermopsis nevadensis is the source of this 1770-nucleotide messenger RNA. NCBI's taxonomy places the organism in Eukaryota, Metazoa, Arthropoda, Insecta, Blattodea, Termopsidae. The record is from RefSeq and is a predicted model, not a curated record.
GCAAUGAGGUUACAUGUAAGAAUUGUCAGCUUGCUGGCCACCGUGGUCAUACACACAAAUUUAUCCAUGAGGUGGCAGAGGAAAUAAGGAAUAUGAUAAAUGAGCUUUUAUCUGAAGUAAGCUCUAAACGAGUUCAAAUCACAAAGGCCAUGAAGAUGAUUAAUGAUCACCAGUCUGAUUUUCUAGUAAAGAAGAUGGCACUGGUGAAUGAAAUUAAAUUCAUGUUUAUGAAGUUGGCUGACGCAAUCAUUACCAGACGAAAGCAGCUGAUUCUCCAACUCAGUGAAGUCUGUUCUGCCCAACAGAGGACACUGAGUGUGAAGAAAUUUGAUUUGGCACAGCUAUCCAGUCUCAGUGAUGAUUAUAUUGAUUUUGUUAUCAAAGUGAACAAGGGCAGUGACUUGGAUGUAGUCAACAGGAAAGGGUAUGUUGCAGAUCGACUUCAGAAGAUCAAGACUGUAAGAGCUGAUAUUUCAGAUGCUGAAGUACCAGUCAAUAUUUCAGUAUCUAUGAACCAAGUGAAUGAUCUGAUUGAAGUUGUGUCAAAUAUUGGUGGUAUUGUAGUCGAUGGCCAUGUAUACACGUCUCCAGGUGUUGCCAUAGGCUCAGGUCACCAACUACAACAGCAGCAGCAACAACAACAACCACCACAGCAGCAGCAGCAGCAGCAGCAACAGGCAAGAAUAUCACCUCAUGCUGUAAUGUUCACCAACCCUAGCAUGAGGCCUGGCCUACAUGCCGGGGUACAAAGCCCUAAGAUAACUCUUAAACAAGUACCAGAGCAACAGCAACAGUCAGUACAGAGGGCAGCACCAGCUCCUGCUCCUUCAAUCAGCAUGGCUGGAGAUGCUUUAAUUAAAGUGCCUGGUGGGCAUGUGACCUCAUCUGUACCCAAAACUCCAAGUCGAAGCCAAGCGAGAGUUGAGGACCCAGGAAUGAGUCUUGUGGCAACCAUAGCGAAGUUGGAUCGUAAUGAAAUUGAAGUAGUUCCAGAAGGCGAGAAAACCUUGGGGGCUGGUGAUUCACCUUUGGUGGACAGUUCAACAGGGCUUGAUGAGAGACCUGGUCCGUCCCACUUGUCUGUGCCACAUCCAGGUUCAAUGCUUAUAGAUGAACAUGCCAAGAAUGGAGGGGAGACACAGAAAGAUGAUCCCAAUGAGGACUGGUGUGCAGUUUGCAUGGAUGGGGGAAAGGUGGUAUGCUGUGACAAGUGUCCAAAAUCGUUUCAUACAUACUGCCACAUCCCAAAACUCAAAGCCAUUCCAGAGGAAAGUGAAAUGUGGCAGUGUCUGCUGUGUACCAGUCUUAAGGAAAUAAAUGAUGCUCCUCCCAGCCCAGCGGCAUAACAGAGGGGUCGAGGUUUGAAAAGCUGUGACCAGAAGUUGGCAGAGAAAAUUGUCCUAGAAUUAUACUGCCAAUAUGAACCAAAUCUGCACUUCAGGGAGACCGUAGGACCCGAGGUAGUGUCUGAAUUGUAUGAUUAACUAAUUAACUCCCUUAAUCUUCAAAUCAUGUGUUACUUAUAAUUAUGUUCUGCCAUCAUUGCUGAUGUUGAUCUCAUAUUAUGCCCAUGUAUUUAGUUUUGUCUGCAUUUAGUUUUAGGCUUAUUUAUUUGCUAGCCUGUAAGAGAGUGGUCUGAAUUCUAUUGUGCACUUUAUUCUACUUUGCUUUACUAAAUAAUACUUAGUUUUUCUUUUUGUGAAGGGGCUGAAGCAUGAAUAUCACUGUUCUUAUAUAUACUAUAUACUGGCAUAAUUGAUAUACCCUUAU